This is a messenger RNA of Daucus carota subsp. sativus, 1267 nucleotides long. Its product is annotated as E3 ubiquitin-protein ligase CHIP. Gene Ontology annotation, cellular component: cytoplasm. Gene Ontology annotation, molecular function: ubiquitin protein ligase activity; protein-folding chaperone binding. The transcript has 8 exons. The record is from RefSeq and is a predicted model, not a curated record. Gene Ontology annotation, biological process: cellular response to misfolded protein; protein polyubiquitination; protein quality control for misfolded or incompletely synthesized proteins. Lineage: Eukaryota; Viridiplantae; Streptophyta; Magnoliopsida; Apiales; Apiaceae. Bases 220 to 1056 code for a protein of 278 amino acids.
GAAGUUUCUCAAAAAAAAAAACCAGAACUAAAAUGAAUAUCGUAUAGAUGUUGACUGACCGCGAAACUUAAUACUGAAAAUCAAACAUACCUUUCUUCUUCAUCAUCUUCAUCUUCUUCUCGCUUUCUUAAACAUCCAGGUCACGCAGAGUAUAUACAUACAAUCUGGAAUUUCAUUUUAGGGAUUUAAUUUUAAUCCUAAGCCGAAACAAGACAUCAAAUGGGCCCCACCGCUCCUCCUACCAAACAGGCCGAACAACUUCGACAAGAUGGCAACUCUUACUUCGCUAAGAAUAAGUUGUCUGCUGCCAUCGACGCUUACACCGAGGCAAUUACUUUGUGUCCGAAUGUUCCGAUUUAUUGGACUAACCGUGCCUUAUGUCAUCGAAAGCGCAAUGAUUGGAUUCGAGUCGAGGAGGAUUGCAGGAGAGCCGUCCAACUCGAUCAUUCUUCGGUCAAGGCUCAUUAUAUGCUUGGACUUGCAUUGCUACAGAGGGAACAAUAUGCAGAUGGAGUUAAGGAAUUGGAAAAAGCAUUGGAUCUUGGUAGAGGAGCAAACCCAAAGAGUUACAUAGUGGAAGAAGUGUGGCAAGAGCUUGCUAAAGCAAGAUAUCUAGAGUGGGAGCAUGCAUCAACUAAACGGUCAUGGGAGCUGCAAAGCUUGAAAGAAGCUUGUCAGUCUGCUUUGAAGGAGAAACACGAUCGCAAAUAUUCUGAAAUGGAAGGAUUUGUAGAUGAUAUUAAUGACGACUAUUCCAAGCAAUUGGAUGGUCUUGAACAAGUAUUUGCUAUAGCUUCUGAAGCAGAUACGCCAACGGAGGUGCCAGAUUAUCUAUGCUGUAAAAUUACGCUUGAUAUCUUCCGUGAUCCAGUCAUUACUCCCAGCGGGGUUACAUAUGAGCGCUCAGUGAUUCUUGAUCAUCUUAAAAAGGUGGGCGAGUUUGAUCCAAUCACGCGCAAACCACUUCAUCAACACCAGUUAGUACCAAAUUUAGCGGUGAAAGAAGCGGUGCAAGCUUUUUUGCAGAAGCAUGGCUGGGCUUACAAGAUGGGUUAGAAAUUAUAUCAUGCAACAUGUAGUUGAGUUUAUAAUAUUCUUUAUGAACAGAAGUGUGUGCAUGCAGAUGUAAACAUUUUUGUGUGGCCUGUCUCUUUGGAGCACAGGGGCUUAGCAAAAUGUAAUGUUGAAUAUUACUGUUAGUUGCAUAGACCCAAAUUCUCAUGGUAAAUAUUUUUUCUGGAGGAGAAUUGGACUCCCAUCUUUUUUA